AUGUGUAAUAAAGAAAAUGUGGUUCCAAAUAAUUCUUUAUCUACGUUGGUUUCUUGUGAUAAUAAAUAUUGGGAUGAGAUAUUAGCACCACAGGAACAAGAUGUUUUGCAGGACUUGGGAGAAAUCCCACGAUGUGAUUACAAUAUUAUUAGUUAUGACAAGGGGGCUCCUGUUCAACUAUUUGCGGUUCCAGAGGAACAAGAUAUUCUUCAAGAGCCUGUAGAAAUCCCACUAGAUGAUGAUGUUAUGCGAUGCAUUAUAAACACACAUUCUGAUAUAACUGUACUUGGCACGGGACGCGAUUUUCUUGAUAGCAUCAUAAUAGAACAGAAAGAUGCUGAAAAUAUUACCACUGAACAAAUACAGCAUUUUAACCAAAAUACAGAUGCAGGUCCGUCUACAAAACCUACAGGCGAUUCGGUAAAUCUAUUUACGAGUGAAAUUAACUUAGAAAAUCAACUUGGAUUAAGUGCUAAAAUCACAGCUUCGGCAAAUAGUCUUGUAGAAGGUAAAGAUGAAGAUGAGUUGAGUACUAAUCAGGGUGGAAUCAUAGCUUCGGCAGACAACCUGCGAGAAGGGAAUGCAGAAGAAUUGAGUGCUGAUCACCCUGAAAAUCCAGUUUUGACAAAAACCGUCGGAGAAGAACAUGCAUUGGAACCGACCAACUUAUAUACUAAAGAGGGAAACCUAAGAAAAAGAAAAAAAUAUGACAUGUCUUUAGAAAUGCGAAAACGUAUAAAAUUAAACAAGAUAAGGGAAGACCAUAGGCCGUUGCAGUCGUGCGAUCGUGAUAAAUGCAAAAAAAAAUGCAAUAUUAAAAUCUCAGAACUUCGACGAUCUGAAAUCAAUCGGCAGUUUUGGAAUUUGUCUUGGUUAGAAAGGCGAACAUUUAUUUUUAAUACCUGCAAACGCUUGGCAGUGAAAAGGCGACCCAAGUCUGCAGAAAGUGAGAAAAAACAAAAUACGUUUAAGUAUUAUUUCCCUGACGAAAAAUUAUUAACUGAGGCAGUUACUCACGAAGUCUGUAAGGUAUUUUUCCUAACCACAUUAGGUUAUAAGAAAAACAAUGAUCGGGUGAUAACAGAAGUUUUAUCAAAAACUGAAAAAGGAAGUCUGCAACCAAAUCGAGACCAGCGCGGGAAACACGACAAACACAACAAAUUUGAACAUGAAGACUUGCUUGAACAGCACAUUGAAUCUUUCAACCCCACAAUCUCUCAUUACCGUCGCGAGCACGCGCCGCUCACAAGAUACUUACCCAGUGAUGUGAAUAUUUCCCUAAUGUUUGACGAUUUUAAAAAGAAAUACCCUAAUUUUAAAUUGUCAUAUGAAUUGUACCGCCGAAAAGUGAAGAGCUUACGUAUAUCAUUUGCAUCGCUAGGUCACGAAGAAUGCGAAGAUUGUGAAGAAUUUCAAUUGCAUGGCCAUCUGAAGGAUAAUCUACAACCUGAUUGUAAGCAAUGUGAAAUCUGGAAGAAGCAUAUAGAUAAAGCCAGUGCAGCUCGAAAUCUGUAUCGACAACACGCUGAGCAGACGUUUGAAGAUGGCACGAUGGAGUGCACUAGUGCAGAAACAAUCAGUCAUCACGUGAUUAGUUUUCCCGCGUUAACGGUGCAUCGUGACAGACAGCAGUAA
Messenger RNA from Photinus pyralis (common eastern firefly), 1635 nucleotides. RefSeq lists its product as uncharacterized. The record is from RefSeq and is a predicted model, not a curated record. NCBI's taxonomy places the organism in Eukaryota, Metazoa, Arthropoda, Insecta, Coleoptera, Lampyridae. The coding region runs from base 1 to 1635 and encodes 544 amino acids. The transcript has 4 exons.